Molecule: messenger RNA, 2662 nt
Organism: Calidris pugnax (ruff)
Lineage: Eukaryota; Metazoa; Chordata; Aves; Charadriiformes; Scolopacidae
Gene: SLC37A4
Product: solute carrier family 37 (glucose-6-phosphate transporter), member 4
Exons: 9
Coding region: 143-1498 (451 amino acids)
Biological process (GO): phosphate ion transmembrane transport; glucose-6-phosphate transport
Cellular component (GO): endoplasmic reticulum membrane
Molecular function (GO): glucose 6-phosphate:phosphate antiporter activity
Source: RefSeq, a predicted model, not a curated record
UGGGGACCGGGGCAGCGGCUGGAGCCGGGGGCGGCCGCUGGUCCCGUCCCGUCCCGUCCCCUCGCCUCCCCGGUGUCGCCGCCCGCCGGGGACCGGGCUUCGGCCGCCUCGUCCGGACCCGUCGGAGGAGGAGCGCGGCGGGAUGGCGGCCGGCGGGUACGGCCGGUACCGGGCCGUGAUCUUUGCGGCCAUGUUCGUGGGGUACACGCUCUACUACUUCAACCGCAAAACCUUCUCCUUCGUCAUGCCCGCCGUCAUGGCCGAGGUGCCGUUGGGCAAGGACGAGCUGGGUCUCAUCACCAGCAGCCAGUCCGCGGCCUACGCCAUCAGCAAGUUCAUCAGCGGCGUCCUCUCGGACCAGCUGAGCGCCCGCUGGCUCUUCUCCUCUGGGCUGCUGAUGGUGGGGCUGGUCAACGUGGGCUUCUCCUGCAGCUCCACCGUCGCCGCCUUCGCCGGGCUGUGGUUCCUCAACGGCCUGGCGCAGGGGCUGGGCUGGCCGCCCUGCGGGAAGGUGCUGCGGAAGUGGUUUGAGCCCUCUCAGUUUGGGACCUGGUGGGCGAUCCUGUCCACGAGCAUGAACUUGGCCGGAGGCUUGGGCCCCAUCGUUGCUGCUCUCGUCUCUCUGCACUACGACUGGCGCAUGACGCUGUCCUUCUCCGGCCUCAUCUGCGUCGUCGUCUCUUUUGUUUGCCUUCUCCUCAUUAAGAACGAGCCGUCAGACGUUGGGCUGCCCAACAUCGACCAAGGAGCCAAGAAAGGGAAGAAAGGCUCCACCAGUGACAACAGCACUUUGACAGAGCUGCUGCUCUCCCCAUACCUCUGGGUGCUCUCAACGGGCUACCUGGUGGUUUUCGGAGUGAAAACAUGCUGUACCGACUGGGGACAGCUCUUCCUCAUCCAGGAGAGGGGACAAUCCAUGCUUGUGGGUAGUUCCUACAUGAGCGCCCUGGAGAUCGGGGGCCUGGUGGGAAGCAUCGCUGCCGGGUACCUUUCCGACCGAGCAGUAGCGAGAGUGGGUCUGUCGAGCUAUGGGAACCCUCGGCACACGCUGCUGCUCUCCAUGAUGGCCGGGAUGUGUGUGUCCAUGUUCCUCUUCCGUGUCACGGUGACGGGCGACUCUCCCAAGGAAAAUCACUUCUGGACUAUAGCCUUGCAACCUCUAGCUGAUCUUACAGGCCUAAAAGAACAUGAGCUGUGGAUCCUGACGCUGGGAGCCGUGUUUGGGUUCUCCUCCUAUGGGCCUAUCGCCCUCUUUGGGGUUAUUGCCAACGAAAGUGCCCCCGCCAACCUCUGCGGCACCUCCCACGCCAUAGUGGCCCUCAUGGCCAACGUGGGGGGCUUUCUGGCCGGGCUGCCCUUCAGCACCAUCGCCAAGCACUACAGCUGGGCCACUGCCUUCUGGGUGGCCGAAAUCACCUGCACCGCCAGCACCGUGGCUUUCUUCCUCCUGCGGAACAUCCGCACCAAGAUGGGCCGGGUCCCCAAGAAGGCCGACUGAGGACGAGCUGCAUGGCGACGGGGAUGCUCCCGCACCGACGUGAGCGCAGCCCGUGUCGGGUUUAAUAGGAGUGAGUUACCUAUUGCUGCAACCUCGAUAAAAGUCUCUCAGUGUCUCACCCACUGUCACGUGCCCCAGGGCACAUCCCGCUACCCGUCACUUUUUUUUUUUUUUUUUUUUCCCUCAAAAUGUGAUAAUUCAGCUCAUUUACAGCUGCGAUGAUUUCACUGUACCUCCUCCUCACAGCACUGUUGGUGAAGCGAGCGGGCUCCGUGGCUUCUCCACUGAACGUGCUCUGAAAGGACCAGCUCCAGCCACCAUCACCUUUUCUUCUGUCCUGACUGUUCCUCUUGCCCAUUAAUUACCAGUUCAGCCCCAUUUUCCAGGGGUGCUGCAGCAAGCAUCCACCCCAUCCCUAUGCUCCCAGCCCCACGACAGUGGCAGAGCAGCGAGCGAUGAUGAUGGUGGUGGUUUGGCCUCGCAGUCGAUUUGAACGGUGCGGCUGUAGUGUUGCCUGGUCUCGGCUGUGGGGAGGAAGGGGAGGGGGGUGCGGGGGCCGUGGCAGCGCUUAGGAAUAGGCAGGUUUCCAAGAAAUUCUUGGAAUCUCGGGGGCAAGUGUUUAGAGAAGCUCCGUCUGCCGAGCCCGUCCUGCCCGCUGCGCUCUCCGCACGCGCCGUUAAUGAUUAGCGAGGGAGGCAGCUGCUCAUGGGGAACGAGCCGGAAAACUGAGCCGGCAGCAGGCAUCGCAACAGCCACUGGGUUUCCUGAAAACCCCCGUUUCUGGCAUAGGCUUUUGAUUUUUUCAGUACAGUCUGGGAUGUUUUUGGUUGAGCUGCGUCUCUCAGGGCUGUGGGGAGGGAACUGGCUACCUCUGAGCGGAGCCCCCACUGAGAGCCAGGCCCAGUGCUCUCUGCAAUAACUACACUCAGGUUUUUAACUGGAAUUUUGUUGAAUAUUCUUGUUUUUCCCCAAAAGGAUAUACUGCUUUAGGGUCGCGGAAUAGGCAAGUUCAGCUCGUGAAGAAUCUGCACACGGGUGCUUUGCUGAACAGCUCGGUUGCAAGAGUAGGUAGCCAGCCUUAAUUGAAGCAAUGGAAGUGAAUUACAUUUUGUACUUAAUUCUAUGAUCUUCUACUAUCUGUGAAAUAAAAACGGAGCAGUGUCA